Molecule: messenger RNA, 644 nt
Organism: Trichosurus vulpecula (common brushtail)
Lineage: Eukaryota; Metazoa; Chordata; Mammalia; Diprotodontia; Phalangeridae
Product: insulin-like growth factor-binding protein 3 receptor
Exons: 2
Coding region: 1-573 (190 amino acids)
Source: RefSeq, a predicted model, not a curated record
AUGGCGGCUGAUUUAGCUAUUCUGAUCAUUGUAACUCUGUGCUCUUGGAAUAAGACUGCUCCAGAGAAACCACCUGGGCCUGAGUCUCAUACUGUGAAACUGCUGACCAGUUUAAACUUAGGAGACAGCAUCAAGAAAAACAGGACUCAACAACUACGGGCCACUGUCUGUGGUCACCAACUGGGACAAAGCUCUUCUGCAGAGGAGCUAGUAUUGAUCACAGCCCUGGUGCCAAUAGAGAAAACCUCUGGGACUUGCCUGGUUUUCAAUGCAGCCCCUAAAAUCCUGCCCUCCAGCCAACCACCCACAUCCUGCUUAGAGGAAGAGAAAGGAGAUACAGUGAACACACAUGCUGUUGAGAGUUCCAAGCCAGAAGAAGAAUGUUAUGAUAUCUGGAGCCAUGAGGGCCUUAUUCUCACCAAACUACUUACUAUGGAGGAACAUGUUUUGUGUGGUUCCAGACUUCUCUACUUCAGCUGCUUUCUCCUCUUCUUCUGUGGCUUCCUAUGCUGCUUUGCAGCAAUCUGUAGCCAUCCACGUUGGGACACACCUUGGCAGAGGACCCAUAUGUAAACUCAAUGGCUUCAGGCUGCGCUUUGCUUAAAGGUCUGUGAUUCAUGUUCUGUAGGCUCAUCUGGGCCCCU